Lates calcarifer (barramundi perch) is the source of this 3398-nucleotide messenger RNA. It is a transcript of the gene arfgap2, whose product is annotated as ADP-ribosylation factor GTPase activating protein 2. The coding region runs from base 72 to 1721 and encodes 549 amino acids. Lineage: Eukaryota; Metazoa; Chordata; Actinopteri; Centropomidae. The transcript is spliced from 17 exons. The record is from RefSeq and is a predicted model, not a curated record. Gene Ontology annotation, molecular function: GTPase activator activity. Gene Ontology annotation, biological process: COPI coating of Golgi vesicle.
GCUUUCGUCAGAUUUGAGACGCUGUUGGACCCGUAGUGACGUCAGUUAAUGGAAAUUGUCAGAGUGGCAAGAUGGCUACGGAACCAAAUAAGACUGAGAUCCUCACCAUUUUUAAGAGAUUAAGAUCUAUUCCCACAAACAAGGUAUGUUUUGACUGCGCAGCAAAAAAUCCCAGCUGGGCAAGUAUUCCCUACGGUGUGUUCUUAUGCAUUGACUGCUCUGGCAUCCACCGCUCCCUGGGAGUGCAUCUCAGCUUCAUCAGAUCCACUGAGUUAGACUCUAACUGGAACUGGUUUCAGCUCAGAUGUAUGCAGGUUGGAGGCAAUGCCAACGCAACGGCAUUCUUCCGCCAGCAUGGCUGCUCUACAAAUGACACUAAUGCCAAGUACAACAGUCGUGCAGCCCAGAUGUACAGGGAGAAGAUUCGCCAGCAAGCAAAUGCUGCAUUGUCCAAAUAUGGCACAGAUCUGUGGAUUGACUCCUCUGCAGGAAGCACUACUGCAGUUCCUGAGAAGAAAGAGACAGACUUCUUUGCUGAACACACGCAGCCUGCCAACGACUGGAGCAUGGCGCCGCCCUCUGAGCCAGAGCAGAAUGGAGCCACUGUCACCCCACAGCUGACCGACACAACACCUAAAGGCCAGGAUGACAACCAGCCAGAGGAAGGACCCAGCAUUGAUGGUCUGAGUACAUCACCCAAAGCCUCCAUUGAGGACUCCAUGCGUUUGUCGUCACAGGAAGGAUGGACACCUACAGAUGUGAAACCUUCCAUAAUUGGAAAAAAGAAGCCCAUGGCUGCCAAAAAAGGGCUCGGUGCAAAGAAAGGCCUCGGUGCCCAGAAGGUGAGCAGCAAGAGUUUCUCUGAGGUGGAGAAACAGGCGCAGGUGGCUGAGAAGCUGAGAGAGGAGCAGGCUGCUGAGGCAAAGAAACAAGCUGAGGAAUCCAUCGUGGCGUCGAUGCGUUUGGCGUACAAAGAGUUGGAGAUCGACCGGAAGAUGGAGGAAAAGAAGCUUCAGAACAUGGAGGGCAAGAAGAGAGAGCAGGCUGAAAGGCUGGGCAUGGGCUUCGGAAACAGGAGUGCUGUGUCUCACUCAGUGAUGUCAGAGAUGCAGGUGAUCGAGCAGGAAACUCCUGUGGGAGCCAAGUCCUCCUCUCGCUCCAAACUGGACAUGUUUGAUGAGCCGGGCUUUACCUCUGGACCCCCAAAGUAUAAGGACAACCCGUUUACAGUGGGAGACAGUUUUGGAUCCCGGUGGGAUACUGAGGGAGGAAGUGCCUCCUUUGCCACCUCCUGGGCUCUGGAGAAAGAGGACCCCAAAGAGGAGGUCACCAUCUCUAGUAUUCAGCCAAUAGGAGAGAGACUUCCCAGCAGAAGAAAAGCUGAGGUAUCAGUUCCAGUGUCAGAGUCCAGUGAGGCCAGGCAGAAGUUUGCCAAUGCAAAGGCGAUCUCUUCAGACAUGUUCUUUGGUCGAGAGACCAGCGCAGAGUAUGAAGCGAAGACAAGACUCGAGGGAAUGUCCGCAAGCACCUCCAUCAGUUCAGCUGACCUGUUUGGUGAUGGCAGUGACAAUAAAGGGAGAGCAGCAGGCUUUGACAGUGUGCUCCCCUCUGGUCCAGACAUUGCACAGUUCAAACAGGGAGUGAAGACUGUAGCGGGCAAGAUGGCUGUCCUCGCCAACGGUGUCAUGAAUACGAUCCAGGAUCGUUACGGCUCCUACUGAUCAGCCACGAGAGAUGAGCACCAACCUGUGGGGAGAAAUGCUAACUAACGCCUGUGUAGAGCCAACCAGUCUCCUGACUGACACGUCUGACACGCAUUUGGAUGGAAGAGAUGGGACGGGGGAGAGACAGGAGGCAGAGAGGAUUGCAUGGGGUAAAGAAAUCAUCCUUGUCGCCUGUCCCUCUUUUAGAGACAAUUUUACAGGAGUGAGACAGUAUUCUCUUCUCUCAUUCUCAUUAGCAGACUCUUGAGUUUUAUUUUCAUACAGGAAACCAUUGAAGGGUGUAGUCUUUUCUAAACCAAGAGUUUUGUUGUAAUUUACCGUCAAGAAUUUUUUGGUCUGAGAUUUUCAAAAUGACGUCAGAGUUAAUUCUACUAUAUUUUAUUCCUUCUACACAAAUCAAAGUGUUGUUUUUGAUUCAUACUAUCAAAUACUUCAUGCUUAUGUCAUUUGUUUUGUUUUAUUAUGAUAUUAAAAAAAGGUGCAGUAUAUGUUUUCAACUUUUAGCGUUAAUUUGAACAAGAAUUCACAAUGUUUCCAUUCAGUGUUUGAUUCACUGCCGCACACUUACAUAAAGCACUGACAGCAACUGUCUUGACCAUUUCAGACUAUUUGUGAGCUUGGAAUUAUGCACGUCUGUCUGGGUGAAAGUAUUUUCUCUGAAAACACUGGAGCGUCAAAUAUCUGAUGUCCUAGCUGCUAUAGUUAUUUAUUAUCAUUGUUUUGAAUAAUCGGUUAAACCCAGGGAGCACACAGGUGGCUUAGGGUCAGAAUCGCCUGGUGCCUCUGGCUUGGCUUGUGUCUCAGCAAAUUUGUGCACAGUAAUUUAAGAUUUUAAAUUGGGGAUGAAGAGGGCAUUAAACUCAGCCUGUAGAUGGGAAAACGUAGUCAGUUUUGAUACAGACAUCAGACAGAAUAUGCUAAGUCCCAGCUCAUAAAACAACACUGGUUUGACUAUGCAUCUCCAUUUACAAACUUCAGAGAAGUUUCACUUUCAUGUUUCUGCUGGUUGAAUCUGAAGUCUGCCUCAAUGUACCUCAGCUCUGAAAAAAACAAGUCGUUUUGUUGGUGUUGCCUUUUUCUCUUUCAGCGGUUAAACCUUUUAUUUUGGAAGGCUGAUGUCUUCAGUUUACAUGUUUAUCUUUUAAGUUUCCAACAUAUUGGCCGAUUAAAAAUAUUCCCGACAUUCUAGCUGUGGAACAUCAUCAGGGCUUAGCCUCUAAAUGAUGAUGAUGAUCCAAAGAAACCUUUCAGCAUUUCUCCAACACUGGCCUGGUAGCAUGCAAGUGAAUAAAACAAAAUGUGUCUAGUACUGUGUGAUAAAAUCAGACUCAUGUAUCCUGGUGCAUCACCUUGUAAGCUGUCUUACCAGUUUCCUGCUUGUGAUGCAGCUCGUCUCAAACUUGCAGCACCACCACUUUAUGUUUCCCGCAGACUUGACAUUCAACAAGUUAUUGAAAGGACUGUCUGAGUAGAUGAGAUGUCUGGAUACUGGUUUGUAAAUUUUUUUUUUAAUAGAUCAGAGUCUCAUAUUUUUCCUACCAUGGCCAUGCCUGUGUGUCCCACCUACAGUAAUAUCUCCAAAAAGUAACAACCACGUGGAUGAAACAUUCAACUAUUUAUUUGUAGGCUACAAAAAGAAACUUAUUCAGUAUAUUAAUAAAGAUCAAAAACCUC